AUCCAACAUAAAUAAUUCGAUACAUCGUCAGUAUGUUACGAAAAAUGUCAAUUACUGUGAAAUAUAGAAAGGUGUCGCAGCUGUACAGUAACUACAUGGAACGAAAAACGCUAGUCACGCAACAGGAAAUACCCAACAAAGAACUCCAAUUUCCGAGCGUUACGACCUGUGUCGACUUCUGGACAAACAAAACUCGCUUGUGUGAACUGUACCCCAAAAAUUGCACAAAAAAGGCUAUGACAAUCGUUAUGUACGCCUUCUUUCAGCAAAGUAUUCGGCCAGAGCUUCGCUCCGAGACUGCUUUCUCUCCGAACGAGCUGUAUAGAUGUCGCCUUUCAUCGUGUGAUCCUGAGUGUCACGAAACUGUGGACUGUACACCAUUUCUACAAAUGACUACAUUCAGACGCCCUCUGCAGAUGUGCUACACGUUAGAUAUUCAUCGCUAUGGGCCACUGCUCAAUUGUGGCCACCCUUCGACUUACGAAUUGGAGCUAUUUGGACAGAUGCGUCCAGAGCGUACUAUGGAAUUGGUCCGUACGGACCGUAUACCCUUAAUCGUCCUAGAAAGCGGUGUUGUUCCUAUGACAGAGAGCGUUCAAAUCGAUCUUCGGAGAGGCUUUCGUCACACGAUAGCUCUAAAACAGCAGGUGGUGGAGGGUGUGCCUCUUCCCUACAACUUCGCUUGUGUCGAUUACAGGACAAUGGGACCGCAGGAUUUCUUCAACGGCGGCAUUCAUACGAUGGAGUCUUGCCUUCAAGAAUGCGUCAUUUCGGUCGAGCUAGAAAUGUGCAAUUGCUUGUCUUAUGGCCAUGAAUUCAUUGCGAACUAUGCACCCCACUAUACUAUCUGCUCGGACGCCUCAAAGGGCAUCGAAUACUGUAGAGAUCUCGUGGUCAAAUCGUUAAAGUACAAACAUUGUUUGGAGAAAUGCCGCGCAUCAUGCCGCGAACUUCGGUACGAUCUCCGUCUGGCAAGAAUAUCCGAGAUGCGCGAGUUCCCACCACGACAACGGGAUUUUUCAUUUGAGGUCACGCUUAGGUUUGCCACCAACAGGGUUGAGCACCUGAAAUAUCAUCCUUUUGUUACGUACGAGAGUGUCGUAGCGUGUCUUGGAGGGAGUUUUGGUGCGUGCAUUGGCAUACCGUUGGUGACCGUGGCUCUGCGGAGCAUUGAGCCGAUGCUCUCACUAAUUAAGAGAUUACGCCAAACGUUCAGCAAAUAGUGAACAUUCACCAAAAAUUCGCUCGAAUCGAGCGAAGGAAGCUGCAAGAUUGAUAUUACGGCUUUUGUAACCUGUUUCAUUGCUCCCCCAAAAAACUGGAGUUAUCGCCUCUGUCGCUUUGUUGUUUACACAAUGCAACAUCUAUUGUUUGAUUAGAAGGGUUGUAACUUAUCUACACUUGCUAAAAUGGUUAGGUGACGGGGAGAAGCGUAUAGCGGAAAUGGGCACCGUCUGUGUUGUUCCCAGCGAAACCUUCUUUUUAUGUUCAUUUACCAGUCUACAUUCAUAAUUGAUUUUGGAGUAGAAUUAUAUGUGAACGAAACACGAAAUUGUUGUAUACAUAGUUCGCAUUAUCGUAUUCUAUUAUAUAUUGCUUUCAACAGAUCAGUAACAAGGAAGAACAACGAAAAACAAGAACUGCAGUUAGCAAAUACAUAUGGUGUGUAUAUAGCCCAUUAGUAUCGAACAACCGUACUUAGGUGUGUACAUACACGCACUUGAGGUAGUUUUUUUAUUUUGUACGCUUUGUGUGAUUUUUUAUGUGGCUACAGUUUGCACAUCGACCACUUUUAAGGGACAAGAAAAAGGGCUAGGCCAUUUUC
Messenger RNA from Varroa destructor (honeybee mite), 1825 nucleotides. RefSeq lists its product as uncharacterized. The record is from RefSeq and is a predicted model, not a curated record. Gene Ontology annotation, biological process: sodium ion transmembrane transport. Gene Ontology annotation, cellular component: plasma membrane. Gene Ontology annotation, molecular function: ligand-gated sodium channel activity. NCBI's taxonomy places the organism in Eukaryota, Metazoa, Arthropoda, Arachnida, Mesostigmata, Varroidae.